Messenger RNA from Gordionus sp. m RMFG-2023, 1670 nucleotides. Its product is annotated as heterogeneous nuclear ribonucleoprotein A1-like 3. Gene Ontology annotation, cellular component: catalytic step 2 spliceosome. The coding region runs from base 54 to 1337 and encodes 427 amino acids. The record is from RefSeq and is a predicted model, not a curated record. NCBI's taxonomy places the organism in Eukaryota, Metazoa, Nematomorpha, Gordioida, Chordodea, Parachordodidae. Gene Ontology annotation, molecular function: mRNA 3'-UTR binding. Gene Ontology annotation, biological process: mRNA splicing, via spliceosome. The transcript is spliced from 8 exons.
GUUUAUUGGUCUGAUUUAUUUUUUUUACUUUUCCGACAUUUUUUCAUACAUAAAUGGAACGUGAACAAAAAGACCGUGAAAUAUACUGCAAAUUAUUUGUUGGAAAUCUAAAAUUUUCUACAACUACAGAUGACUUGAAAGAAUUUUACUCUAAAUUUGGUGAGAUAGUGGAUUGUGUAGUGAUGAAAGAUGGGACUGGAAAAUCUCGCGGUUUCGGUUUUGUAACAUAUCAGGAUCCUGAUAGUGUUGAUGAAGCACAAAAGAAUAGACCACAUUAUAUUGGUGGGCGUAAAACGGAACCUAAACGAGCUAUACCAAGAGGGGAAGCAGAUAAACCUGAAGCGCAGCAAAAUAUUAAUAAAAUUUUUAUUGGAGGGCUACUUGAGGAAGUAAAUGAGCCUGAGUUAGAAGAUUAUUUUUCAAAAUACGGCAAAGUAGUUAAUACAAAUGUUAUAAGAGAUAACGUUACUGGUAAAAAACGUGGAUUUUCAUAUUUAACAUUUGAGGAUUAUGAUACUGUUGACAAAAUAGUUUUGGAAAAAUAUCACACUAUACAUGGCAAGACAUCUGAAGUAAGAAAAGCACUAUCUAAGGAAGAAAUGAAAGUUCAUCAAAGAAAAACUUUUAGAAGAAGAUAUGAUGAUAGGGGAGAUGAUGACUAUAGAGGUGGUGGAGGAGGAAAUAAUAUGAUGAUGCCUGGAAAUUUUCUGGGUGGUCCUAUGGGAGGUGGUAUGAUGGAUGAUCUUAGUUCUAAUGGAAUGAUGAUGGGUGGAACUACUCCAUUUGAUAUGUUAGCUAAUAUGGGAAUGAUGAGCACUAUGAUGGGAAAUAUGAUGGGUAUGGGAAAUAAUCCAAUGGCAUCUAUGAUGGGAAUGGGCCAAGGUGCUAAUGGUAAUCCAAAUAGCUUUAAUGGUGGUGGAGGUACUGGUCAAAACAUGAAUGCUUUACAAGGUGGUCAAAUGGGAGCAGUACAGCCUAUGGGAGGACAAAUGGGAAAUUUACAAGGUAUGGGUGGACAAAUGGGAACUGGUCAAAACAUGGGUGGACAAAUGAAUGGUACAGGUGGAAACAUGCCAGAUGGUAAUGCUGCAAGUGCUAUGAUGUCUGGCAUGAUGGGGAUGAUGGGAACUGGCAUGAAUGAUGGUGGUAUGGGUAGCUUCAAUUCUGGAUUUAACAACUCAAAUUUUCCUAGAAAUCAAAGCCAAGGGUUUGCUAAUAUGGCUGGCCCUAUGAGAGGCAGAUCAAAUACAGCAUUUAGAAAUAAACCCUAUAAUAGUGAUGGACCAAGAGGUGGAAAUGAUAGAGGCUUCUCUGCUAAACGUGGUGGACGUUUUUAAAUUACACAGGCCCAGGUUUUAAAUUUGUACAUAAGAUUUCCCCAGUUCAAUUAGAUUAUAUGAAUUAGAUAAGAUUGAUAAAGGAGAAUCAAUUAACAAGUUUUCAAAUAUGAGAAAUACGUUUAUAUCAGAUUAGCAAACAAACCUGGGCAGAUAUACAUAUUUUCCAAAUCUUCAUUAUUUAUAUAUAUUAAAUAAAAUAUACAUAAGUAUAAUUGUAUUGUAAUUUAAGAAUUAUAUAUAUUUUUUAUAUUUAUUAGAUAUAACAUUAAUUUUUUUUAUACAUUCAUAUAUUGUAAGAGUUUAUAAAAUUGUAUAUUCAAUGGUGUAAAU